GAGGAACAAGAGAUGACCCGGAUGCGGCCGAAGCGCCCUCCGCCGAUGACCAAUAUCUCCACCUCGAAUCCGCUGGCUCCUGGGUCGGUUUCCGCCGCCACCGCCGCUCGAUCCAAGAGCAGCAAACGCUGCUGUUGCAGGAGUGGAGGAGCUUCACUUCUCGUCGCCAUCGUCGCCAUUUCCGCCUUGUUUUUCCUCUGGGUCACAUGGAAGUGGACGCGCACGCCUCCGCCUUCUACUCAGCUCUACACUUUUGAUAUCGUCAAUGAGUUCCCCCACGACCCGGAUGCCUUCACCCAGGGUCUUGUUUAUGGAGGAAAUGAAACAUUGUUUGAAUCCACUGGUCUCUAUUCCAAAUCAUCAGUCAGAGAAGUUCUUCUGCAAACUGGGAAGGUUAUGGUUUCUCAUCAAAUGGAUGCAUCCUUCUUCGGGGAAGGUCUCACUCUUUUUGGCGAAAGGUUGUACCAAGUUACCUGGUUAACAAACACAGGUUUCAUCUAUGAUCGACAUAACAUUAGGGAGAAGGAUAGGUUUACUCAUCCUAUGAGUGAUGGUUGGGGAUUAGCGACUGAUGGCAAGAUCCUUUAUGCAACCGAUGGAACUUCGACUCUAUAUCAUCUUGAUCCCCAGACUUUGAAAGAAAUUAGAAGAGUAACUGUCAAAUAUAAUGAUCAUGAAAUUCCUUUUCUUAAUGAGUUGGAAUAUGUAGAUGGGGAAGUAUGGGCAAAUGUUUGGCAGACAGAUUGCAUAGCUAGAAUAUCACAUGAAGAUGGCAAGGUACUAAGUUGGAUUGCUCUCCAUGAAUUAAGGCAAGGAUUGAUGAGAUCCGGUUACACUCGCAUUGAUGUUCUGAAUGGCAUUGCUUGGGAUGACCAAAAGAAGCGUUUGUUUGUGACAGGUAAGUUAUGGCCGAAGCUUUAUCAGAUCAAGUUUCGCCCAGUUACUGAUCGACUAAAUCGAAGGAUCGAAGACCUUUGCUACCCGUGAAGAUGAACUUAAUAUUUUCAUUCUCCUUCCUUUUCUCUCCCUCUCUUGGCCGAAAUCCCUUGGUGUGGUUGCUAGUACAAUCUUAGGUGGUUUCCGUCUCCACUUGUGAGUUUGUGAGACAAACGAGCGCUUGUUCGUGUGGAUACCGUAGAGGCGUGAACGUGAGAUUGUGCUGUGAUCCGAGCUGUCGGGAGUCUGUGAGCACGC
Zingiber officinale is the source of this 1194-nucleotide messenger RNA. RefSeq names its product glutaminyl-peptide cyclotransferase-like. The coding region runs from base 13 to 987 and encodes 324 amino acids. Gene Ontology annotation, molecular function: glutaminyl-peptide cyclotransferase activity. The transcript has 12 exons. The record is from RefSeq and is a predicted model, not a curated record. Lineage: Eukaryota; Viridiplantae; Streptophyta; Magnoliopsida; Zingiberales; Zingiberaceae.